Mya arenaria is the source of this 561-nucleotide messenger RNA. RefSeq lists its product as uncharacterized. The record is from RefSeq and is a predicted model, not a curated record. Lineage: Eukaryota; Metazoa; Mollusca; Bivalvia; Myida; Myidae. Gene Ontology annotation, biological process: sterol biosynthetic process; brassinosteroid biosynthetic process. Gene Ontology annotation, cellular component: endoplasmic reticulum membrane. Gene Ontology annotation, molecular function: oxidoreductase activity, acting on the CH-CH group of donors, NAD or NADP as acceptor. The annotation marks the transcript as partial. The transcript has 2 exons.
CAAGCCGGCUAUAUGCAGACGAUUGACAUUAUUAUGGACAGAGCGGGCUACUAUAUAUGCUGGGGAUGCCUUUGCUGGCUUCCGGCGCCAAUCGUCAGCCAGUAUCUCGUGUCUCAUUCCGUCCGCCUAGGGAUGUCACUAACAUCGAUCAUCCUAGCCGCAGGUCUGGCGUCCAUCCUUGCCAACUACCUCGCUGACUUACAAAGGCAGCAAGUGCGAAGCGCCGACGGCCAGCGCCUCGUCUGGGGAAGAAAGCCAGACAUAAUCCGUGCUAAAUAUAAAAUCGAAGGAGGGAGUGAGAAGGAGAGCAUUCUUCUGGCCUCUGGCUGGUGGGGACUCUCGCGCCACUUUCACUACGUACCGGAAAUCCUACUCUCGUUUUUCUGGACUGUGACCACGGGGUUUGAGAAUCUCUUACCCUACACAUAUGUCCUUGUGCUCGUCAUCCUGCUUGUCCAUAGGAGCUUUCGAGACGAAAACAAGUGCAGCCGGAAGUACGGCCGCUACUGGCGAGACUACUGCCACAGAGUUCCGUAUAGAAUCGUUCCCUACGUAUUUUGA